CCUCAGACUGUCUGCCUGACCAGCUAUUAAUCUCCCUUCCCACUGUCAACAGGCAUAAUCAUGACCCCCAUUCUCUCUGCCCUGCUGAGCCUUGGUGAGUCCUGGGGAAAGGGGACCCCCCAAACUCAAGGGAACUUUAGAUCCCAUUGAUGCCAGAUACACACCCAGUUUGACAGAGAAGAGGGGCCGGUCUGAGGUGGCCAAGAAAGCGGGAGAGAGAAGCUGGAAUUCUUAGAAGCAUCUUCUGGCAUCCAGGACUCACUCACACUUAAACUCUGCCUCUGGGACUUCUAUCUCCUUCCUGUGGGGGUGCUUGGUGGGCAGGAUGUGGAAAGCUGGGAGUAAUCAGUGUCCUCUCUGCCAGGACUGUGUCUGGGCCACAGGAUAAAGACACAGACGCACUCCCCAGACCCUCCCUCGUGGCAGAGAAUGGUUCUUUGGUGCUCCUAAUGAAAAGUGUGACCCUCAUAUGCCUGGGACCAUGGGAGGCUGAUGAGUAUGGCCUGGUGAAAACUCAAGGGCUUAGAAGGAAAAAGAUCAUGAGGGUGAAACCAUCUGGGAGGGAGGGCAAAUUUCACAUCUCAUCAGUGACCUUGGACCAGGCAGGAAUCUACUCCUGCCGCUACAGAAAAGUAUUCCUCUGGUCAGAGUUCAGUGACCCCCUGGAGCUGGUGGUCACAGGUCUCUAUGACCCACCCUCCCUCUCAGCCACGCCCAGCUCCACGGUGGCCUCAGGACAGAACGUGAGCCUCCAGUGUGGGUCAGAGCUAUGGUUCGACAUGUACGCCCUGUAUAAAGAUGGAGAACAGCUGACCCAAGGCAAGGCACAGCCCCAUGAAGGGAGAUUCCAAACCACCUUCCACUUCUCUCUUAUGACAUCUGCCUAUGGAGGGACUUACCAAUGCUACGCCUUUCUCAGGGACUCCCCCUACCUGUGGUCAGCUCCCAGUGACCCCCUGGAGCUCAAGGUCACAGGGACAGUCCCUCCAAGCCCUGAGAACUUGCUGUUUGGUCCUGCAGCCCAGGAUUACACAGUGGGCAACAUCAUCCGCCUCAGUCUGGCCGGGCUGGUGCUCGUCCUCCUGGGGCUCCUGCUGGCUGAAGCCUGGAAUGGCUGCAGGGGAUGCCCAGGGGGAGCUCCCCCAUCUUCUGACAGAGGGGAAGGUGGAGCUGGGGGGGCAGUGAAGGUAUAGAUCCCAAACACCCCCAGAGUCCAGUCCACAGCCAGACAGAGGAAGGGCCCUGCCUGUCCUGCCAUCUGACCCUGGCCAGAGGUGAUAAUGGCCAUCCUUUCCCCAGGCCCAAGCUGACAAUGGCCAACUUCCCCCCAGACCUCCCCCUUUUCCCCAUUACUAAUACUAUUACCCUACACAUACACUCACACUCUUCUCCCUAAUUCUAAGCCUUUCCUGAAUUCCCAGUAGAGGUGAUCAUUGACAUCGCUUAAAAAUGAAAGAGGAAAAUAUACAAGUUCAUAAUGUUAAAGCAUCCCAGGAGACAUAAAAAUCUGUAGAUUUUAUAACAUUGUCUAUCAGUGGUCAAUAGUGUGUGUGUGUGUGUGUGUGUGUGUGUGUGUGUGUGUGUAUGUGUGUAUGUGUGUAUGUGUGUAAGUAAAAAAGAUGGUAAACAACAUAAAAUAUCUUGGAGUAGUGCAGCCAAAAACAAACUCAGAAACUAUAUGAACAAAAUCGUAUAAAACUUUAUAUAUGAAUAAAAUUCAAUUUAAACAAGUGGAGAAAUAUUGAGGGUGCCUAUAUAGGCAGGACCAGUAAAAAAAUGACAAUUUCACCAAAUUAUUCUAUACAUUCAAUGCCAUCACAAUUAAAUUACCCCCCAAAAUUAUUUUACUGAGCUAGCAUGCAUUUAAGGUUA
Sarcophilus harrisii (Tasmanian devil) is the source of this 1872-nucleotide messenger RNA. RefSeq names its product leukocyte immunoglobulin-like receptor subfamily A member 6. Bases 450 to 1193 code for a protein of 247 amino acids. NCBI's taxonomy places the organism in Eukaryota, Metazoa, Chordata, Mammalia, Dasyuromorphia, Dasyuridae. The transcript has 5 exons. The record is from RefSeq and is a predicted model, not a curated record.